AUGCGCGUCGCGGGGAAGUCGCCGGGAUACACGGAGUAUUUUUACUCGCCCGGGGAGAUUAAUUUCCACUGGUUCCAGGGCUGGCAUCUGGGCCAGGGCCGAUUCGCGCCUUUCACUUGCGACCCGGCGCUGCCGCGAGUUGCGGACGCGGAGUCGGAGGCCCGAGAAAAAAUCUCCGUCGGAAUUGCGCCGCCUGAACCGGCGCAAGAGCCGCCGCGAAACUUGCGAGGGCUCUGGCCGCAGAGCCAUGCGGCGGAGGUAGCAGAGGCGGACAGUGAGUUGCGUGCAGAGGGUGGUGAAUGCAGCGCAGGCGAGCAACAGGUGGGUGCGGCCAGCAGGGUGCAGUGCAUCCCGGGCUCCUUUCAACCCGCCUGCAUCCUGUCGCCCCUGACCCAAUUGGCACCGCACUCACAUGCUCUUUGUGACGCUGCUGCUUCACACAGCAGCACGGGUGACGAGGAUGGUGGUGACAAGAGCUCCAACACCGAUCAAGAGGAUGCGACGAGCAGCAGCGAUUCAGAGACGGCAGAGGACGACUCGGAUGAAAGUGCUGUUUCUGAAAGUGAUGAAAUUCCCUCUCGGUCAUGCCUGCCGCCUCUCCUCUCCCUCUGGCCGCCCUGCAAGUCGCCUCCACAGCAGCGCACCGUCCCGCCCGUGCUCCCAUCAGACCUGCCGUCUCUCACCCCUUCAACGUCAAUUCACCCGGUGGUGGUGGAUUUCCGAGUGGACGUGCUCUUCCAGUCCAUCCGCCUGCUGCCCUGCUCCGCCCGCACCACUGCCCACCCCACCAUCUCCAACCCCACUCGUGGUUACACCAGCACUGCUGCUCACUGCGAGCACUGUGAGAAGCGCCUCAGGUGGUACCUGGGGGAGGGGGGCUUUGGCCAGGCUGCACCUGCGGCUGCUGCAGGGGCAGCAGGGGCGCGUGGGGAACAGACAGGUGGGGGCGCUCUAGGGAGGGGGGCAAAUGGACUGGGGGAUAAGGCUGGUUCGGGAGGUAGUUGUGGGGGAGGCGAUGGUGGGGAAGGCGGGAUCUCAGCGGUGGAUUUGCCAGGACCAGUGCCCUUUCACUACGAGGACUUGGACCAACAGGUGCGAUGCUGCCAGCCACUGGUGAGGUCAUGGUAUGUGUGCGUAUGCUGCCGCUGCACCAGCAGCGGCAGCAGCAACGUCAUAACUGUCACCACCGCUGCUGCUCCAGCCAUUCCCAAGGGCCCAGCAACCGAUCACUUCGAAGCAUCCCUUCGUUACUAUCACACUGCCCUCUCCUCCCCCGCCCUCUCUCCCGUCGCCCGCCUCUCUGUUUUGUUUGACAUGGGGGAGGCUUAUCUGGGGCUGGGGGAGGCGCAGCUAGCAGACGGGAAACGGGCGGCAGGGGGGCCGAUGAGUCAGCCUGUGCUGACGUGGCAAGUGGUGAAACGGCUGGAGAGGGAGGCUGCCACAUCAGCUGCUGACUCGUGCCGUCUUGCAUUUGAGGCUUUCGAUGAGAUCUGUCGCGUUGGCCCCACCCUUUGCUCUGCUGACUCAGCAGGGGGUGCCCAGUCACCCGCAGACGUCAGCGGCAGAGGAGGCGGGGGUGGAGGCAGAGGGAGGGGAGGGGGAGAGGUCGGGGAGGAUGCUGACGUGGCGGAGAUGGUGCAAGGGGCGGCAGUGAAUGCGGCUAAUGCGCUGGUGGCAUGGGCAGAGGCGGUGGGGGAGGUGGAGGAGGAGGAGCAGGGGGAUGGAGCGUGCGAGGGAAUGGCAGUGGAUGGGGGGGAGCAGCAGCAGGCGCAGCAACAGCAGGGGCGGGCGGGGCAAGGCGGAGUGAGGGCGGCACAGCUGCUGCGCGAGGCAGCAGCGCGGUACGGUGCAGCAGCAGGCGCAGCACCGGGUGACACGGACCUGCUGUCCAACCUGGGGGACUGUGCUGUGAAGACCGCUGAGCUGCUGUGCCCAGAGCGGCCAGUGGGCGAGGGGGCGGAGGCAGCAUGGGCGGGGGCGUGGGGGCAGUACGAGAGGGGCAUGGGGGCGUAUGCAGCGGCGUGCUCGCUGUGUGACGCGCGGGUGGGGGACGACCUGCCAGGGCUGCUGCACAACUGGGGCGUGGGGCUGCUCUCCGCCGCGCAGGUGAGGCUGCGGGCUGCUCACCGCUGCUCAGCAGCACGUGACUUUACUCCCCACCGCUCAACCGCUCUUCUCCCUCUUUCCCUCCGUGCUCUCCCCAUGCUGCCUCUUGCGCUGCAGCGCUGCCCUGAGCCUGAACAGGAGGUUCGGCUUCUGACAGAAGCUGCGGAGAAGCUUCAAAGGGCAGCCGAUUUCCAGCCCACAGACAUCGCCUCUCGUCUGGCUCUGGGGGAGGUGUUAUCUGCACAGGCAGAGGUGCUAUCUGCACAGCGGGCAGGAUCAGCUUUGCCAUCUGCCACCCUACAGCAGGCCCUGCACCUGCUCUCUCUCUCCCUCUCCCGCGGAUUCUCUGCCGCCCUGCGAAUCGACUCCCGCCAUCCAGAGGCCCUCCUGGGGGCGGCAGACGUGCACCUGUCUGCUGCCCGGCUGCUGAUGGGGCGGGCGGCCGGCAGGGAGAGGGGCGGCGGUGGCGGCAGCAGGGAGGGUGGAGGGGAGGGCAAGGGUGCUGGGGAUGAGGUGGCGGCAGCGCUGCCGCAAGAAGCAGUGGACCACUUGCAGCAUGCCAUGUCAGCGUACCGUGCUGCCAUGGUGGCAUUGAAAGUCCCAGGUAUACACAAGCUUGCUGUCCGAAUUAACAGCGCAAGAAUAGCUGUGAUACCUGCUGCUCACCUUUUGACAUGGAUUGCUCGGCUUCUAACGAGGAUUGCUUUUCUGUGA
Messenger RNA from Closterium sp. Yama58-4, 2820 nucleotides. NCBI's taxonomy places the organism in Eukaryota, Viridiplantae, Streptophyta, Zygnematophyceae, Desmidiales, Closteriaceae. The record is from the annotation of a GenBank genome assembly.